Mycena citricolor is the source of this 2279-nucleotide messenger RNA. The record is from the annotation of a GenBank genome assembly. Lineage: Eukaryota; Fungi; Basidiomycota; Agaricomycetes; Agaricales; Mycenaceae.
GAAAACCCAACUUUGAUGUUGAUCCAAACGCCAGCCACGACGUGAUCCGAUCACGUGGUAUUGCUCACACUUCGGCAUCGCUUGUGUCCAAGCUACUUACUUUUCUCCCGCGCCUUCGACGAGCGAAUUGCUGACGUGCAGCGCCGACACCAAUGGAUCGAAAUGCACGCCUCUUCCGAUACCGGAUUGGGAGAGACAACUCCAUUCGCCCCCUGCACGUGCGCUGACGACGACGACCCGUCAUCCACUCGAAAUGAGAUCACCCUCGGAGCAUAGGUUAUUCGCGCGCGGGAGUGCGACCGCGGCGACUCGACGAUGACAUCAGCGCUAGCUCCGUGUUUCGGGGUACUUAUACGCCCAGCUGCUAAUAGAGUGUCUUCAACUUACGCACACGUACACCACUACGAAUAUGCAAUCCACACCUAACUACAACAACAACGCUCAGGCGCAGCAGCAGCAGCAAUCCGGUAUCAAAACACAAGCCCGAUUCGAUAACUCGGGAACCGCUCAAGAUCUUCAAGGCGCCGGGAAACAUGCCCCGCAGGCGGACAACUUGGACAGAAACCAGGGUGCUCCCUACACCCAAACGCAAGCUGCACGAUUCGACAACAGCACUGGCGACAUGCAAGGGUCGCAGCGCUUCCAGGACCGAUUCGGUGGAUCCACCACCGGCACCGGCACUGGCGACGUCUCCCGGAACGACCACGGGAACAACUUCUCCACAUCGGGGACAGGCGUAGGACAGGCGCAGCAGAACCGGUUUGAUGGAUCCUCCUCAGGCUUCACCGGCGCGGAAUCACGGCGGCCCGAUCACAACGACUUCAACGACAAUUCAGGCGCCGGUCGAUCGGACGGGUCCGCUGGGGUUAUCGGGCCCGCAGGUACCGGGGAUCUGCGCCAGCACGACAAUUCCGGCGCUGGCGGCGGAUUAGGGUUCACUUCAGGUGCACAGUCCGGCAUGGCGGCGCAUCCCACGGCGAUGCACUUCGGCCCUGGGCCUGUCGACAUCACUCGUAACCGCGAGACCGCGAACGCGCGUGCACUUGACGGGCAGCAGCAGCAGCAGCAGACGGGCACCGGGGCUGGGCUCCAGCACCAUCACCACCUCCACCAACACGAAGGGGCUGUGGACUUGAGUCACUCGGACGCCGGCCAGAUGACUGGUCAGCGCUACGACCCAAGUGGAGCUGGUCAAACAGGGCUGGGAUCUGAGCAUAGGCAUGAGCAUGGAAGUGGGCGUGAUUUCGAGGGUCGGGAUGAAGGGCGGCUCGACCAGCAUCGGAAUCAGCACCACGGGGCCGGCGAUGCAGUAGCUGCUGUGACCGGGGUUGCUGGCUUGGAGGAGGUGAAGCACAAGCAUAACAUGCGGCGGGAUGUCGAGCACAACAAUAACAACAAUGAUAACUCUGGAUUCGACCAAACGCAGUCCACUCGCACACACCCGACAGGCACCGAUGCCAGUCGGAUGCAAGUUGGACAGGGCGACGGUGCUCCGUUCACAGAUCGCUCUGGCGCUGGCUCGAACGAUCACCGCACCACCGCUACUGGCGCCGUUAAGCCGACGCACCACGACAUCCACGGCGAUCGACCGGAGGCUGACCACAGCUCAUCUGCCGGUCGUGAAGACCGCCACCAUCAUCUCGGUGCUGGUGCCGCUACUGGCGCAGGUGCUGCCGGUGUUGGCGCUGGCGCAGCUGCCUUGGCCGGCCAUGGGACCGAUACGACUCGUUCCGGUGCGGGGACUGGGACUGGCUUCGGCAGCGGCACUGGGGCUGGGGCUGGUCGUGAUGACCAUCAUCAUGUUCCUGGUGCUUUCGGUGCAGGCCACACUGGAGACGCGACGUCGACUCACGAUCAUUCCACUGCACCUGGUGUCGGAUCCACCGGCACGCACGAUCGUACCACCGGCACGGGCAUGGGAUCUACCAACAAUGCCGGGACUGGCACAACAACUGGUGCAACUGGAUACGAUGCUGGAACGGGCCUAACUGGCAGCGCAACUAAUACCACCAAGUCCGGCACCUCGCUAGGCGACAAAAUCAUCGGCGUUGCAGAGAAGAUCGCGGGCAAGCUCGCUUCCAACCCUAGUCUCCAAGAACGUGGUCAGGAGCGUAAGGGUGAAUUAGAUCCCAGCACCGGCCGUUACCACUAAACAGCAUUUGCGGACAAUCGAAUGUAAAACAUAAUGUACAUUAUCUGAUCAAUCUGUACUAGUACACACAUGGAUCUAGUUCCCAUCACGGCGGAAUUCCUUCGUCUGCCAUUCGAGAUCUCAUCGU